This is a messenger RNA of Protopolystoma xenopodis, 501 nucleotides long. NCBI's taxonomy places the organism in Eukaryota, Metazoa, Platyhelminthes, Monogenea, Polystomatidea, Polystomatidae. The record is from the annotation of a GenBank genome assembly.
AUGAAGCGAUCUAUCAAAUCAGCUCAAUCUUCAACAUUGGGGCGUUCCGCUGGAACAAAGGUUACGGCAGGAGGUUAUGUGAACACUAAAUCGGCGCGCAAUGAUGGAGCUUCAUCAUGUACUUCGUCUAGUUUGACUCUUUGUCGAUCACUGUCGACAGAACGCCAGCGCAACAUUCAGACUUCUGAUAUUGGAAUGCCGGUCAAAAAGUCGAUAACAGAACAGUUAAGAAAGUCUUCCGCUUGUGAUAGUAUCAGUAGAGUGAGUAUAUUUAUCACUAUAUACGUUUCCAGUAUCUUGACUCGACGGAAAAUUGGCUUAUAUAUUUUUAUCAAAAUCUUUUAUGACUCAUUUAUAAUGCUGAAACUUUUGGUUAGCCUUUUUACACUGGUAUUAUGUAGAUAUAUUAAGAACUUUAUAAGUCUGGUAUUGUUUCAAAUUAUAUUACCAUUUUGCUUUACUCCUCAAAAACUCAGAAUAAAUUUAAUUAAUAGAUUAUAG